UGAAAAUUAAGUUUGGAUAGAGACCCCUCAAGAUGUCAAAAUUUGCAUAAUUUCCACUGUUUUAUUUUUAAAUGAGAAAAAAAAAAAAGGACUGGACCCCUCUCUGCUACAAAUAUUGUGCCUAUAUAUGUAUGUGUAUGUACUUUUACAAAGAAAUGCUUUGAUUUUUUGCCCAUCUUAAAAAAGUGAACACAUAUCUUAAUUGAGUAGUUUUUCUCUUUGGCCUCCCAAAGAAAAGUUUGCCUUUUCCUGAUCUUGAAAUUCUCACGGCAUCAAAAUUUUUUUAUUAAACUAUAUAAUCAAUUAAUCAUUUUCCUUUUCCCUCUUUUUAUUGAUUUUGUAUUAGUUUCUUGUUUGUGAAAAUUAUGAAAAUAAGCUGAGAGAAAAGAGAGAUUUUUUUUUUUUUUAGUAUAUAUUUUUUUGCAUGGCAACUCAUGGAGUUGGAGAACCUUCUUUACCUGAAUCUGGAAAUUCACACAGCCAUCACCAUAUCCCAUUUGCAGUUCCUCAUCACAUGCUUAACACACCAUAUAUAAAUCAAGAAGGACCAGCUUUUGGUUUUGGAGAGUUAGAAGAAGCAAUUGUACUGCAAGGACUGAAAAUCAAUAAUGAUCAUCACCACAAAAAACAACCUUUAUAUACAGCAAUCAGACCUGCAGCAACUCUGGAUAUGUUCCCUUCUUGGCCAAUCAAAUUCCAGCACAAUACUCCAAGAAGCUCAAAAUCAAGAGAAGAAAGUACUACAGAUUCUGUGAACACAAUCUCCACAAACAGAUUUGAUCAUCAGCCGGAAUCUCCCAUCAGCACCACCAAAGAUCAAUCUUUUCCGGCGGCCGAGAUUAAAAACCACCGCCUCCCGCCGGCGCAGAUGGAAACCGCCGGAGUUUCACGGGCUUCUCAACAGCCACCGGCCAAACAAAACCCAGAAGUAAAGAGAAGGGGGCCUGGUUGCAAUUCAGACAAAGUGCUUGAUGCUAAGACAUUGAGACGUUUGGCUCAGAAUAGAGAAGCAGCAAGAAAAAGCAGGCUUAGGAAAAAGGCUUAUGUACAGCAGCUAGAAUCAAGCAGAGUUAGGCUGAGUCAGCUUGAACAAGACCUUCAGAGGGCUAGGUCACAGGGGCUUUUUUUAGGAUCAGGUGGGGUUGCAAGUAGCAGUAUUAGCUCGGGUGGUGCAAUAUUCGACAUGGAUUACGCGAGAUGGCUAGACGAAGACCAUCGGCACUUGUCCGAACUCCGCAACGCACUGCAGGCCCACUUGCCAGAUGGCGACAUGAGGUUAAUAGUCGAAAACUACAUUGCACAUUAUGACGAGAUUUUUCGCCUCAAAGGAGUUGCCGCAAAAUCCGAUGUCUUUCACUUGAUAACCGGCAUGUGGGCCACGCCUGCGGAGCGCUGCUUCCUCUGGAUGGCCGGUUUUCGCCCUUCUGACCUAAUCAAGAUGUUGAUAGCUCAAUUGGACCCGUUGACCGAGCAACAAGUGAUGGGUAUAUACGGUCUCCAACAGUCAACUCAGCAGGCGGAGGAGGCUCUAUCUCAAGGUCUCGAGCAAUUGCAACAAUCUCUAAUCGACACCAUAGCCAAUGGCUCGAUUAACGAUAACAUGCACCACAUGGCCAUUGCAUUGGGCAAGCUAGCCAAUCUCGAAGGCUUUGUUCGCCAGGCUGAUAAUUUGAGGCAGCAAACACUACACCAACUGCAUCGUAUAUUGACGGUACGUCAAUCAGCUCGAUGUUUCCUUGUAAUCGGAGAGUAUUAUGGCCGAUUACGAGCCCUAAGUUCCCUUUGGGCAUCAAGACCUAGAGAGACCUUGAUCGUAGACGAUAAUUCUUGCCAAACGACAAUGGAUUUGCAGAUGGUACAAUCUUCUCAGAAUCAGUUCGCAAACUUCUGAUGAGAAAAAUGUUUCUUGAUUAAUUGCUAUUACUAAAAAUAUAAAUUAGGCCAUAUAGUUGCAUGCAGUCCUAAGCUAUAUUGAGGUUGUCUAGCUAGGUUGCUUUUAGAGAACUAUUAGAAUUGUUUUAAUUUUGCUCUUAAAUAUUGUAAUGUCUACUAUGUAAAUGAAAAUUAAAUUCUUAUUUAUGUGUCUUUGCUAUCUAAAUUUUUGGUUGCUGCAAUUUUAAUUGUAUACAAGUAGUUGUUGGUUGGAUAGUUUAAAGCACCAAAGAAAAAUGCAAAUGGAACAAAUAUAGGAGGGGAACAGUAGAAUCUGCUGAAGACUGCUAAAUCCAAUUUGGGAAGCUUUUGUUGGAAGCUUUAGCUAUCAGACACGGGUUAUGUAUUGCACUUGGGUCUCAGUCUUCAAACGGUUUUAACGGAUUCUAUGGGCGUCAUCAGCGGGAUUUCGUACUAAUAUGAUCUCGAUCCAUUGAUUGGAAUGUUUCAUGAUAUUAGAGCACUGCUCCUUUCCCUCAGUUGUGGCCGAUGCGGUUAUUUACCAAGACAACAAAAUGGGGGUGACCCACAACAUAGCUAAAU
Molecule: messenger RNA, 2475 nt
Organism: Striga asiatica
Lineage: Eukaryota; Viridiplantae; Streptophyta; Magnoliopsida; Lamiales; Orobanchaceae
Source: the annotation of a GenBank genome assembly